AUGGCGCUUCCUCCAGAACAGAUCAAUAUCAAGCGGCGACGGGAGGAAGAACCCGUGGAAACACUAUACAUUCAAUCCGACUUGCACCAUGCCAAGCGCCGCUUCACUGACUAUGUCUUUCAUCGAGUCACGCUUAACAGCAGCGGAGCUCCUGUUGAGUCCGGCGCCUCGACGCCCCCUCACCCAGCUGCACAGAGAUUGCUACGUAGUCCCCGGUCAGUGAGCAGUCUGCAGAUUCCUCCUCAUCGCACUGCAGCUGCACGGACCAAUUCUUCGAAUGGAAUUCCCACGGUGCGAGCUACAUCGCCAGGUGCAGAGAUUCGCGAAGCCCAGCGUGCUGCGGCUGCUCGGAAAGAGGCUGAAGAAAAGCGCAAACGCGCAAUCCAUGGUCCUCCUACCCCGCAAUCUGUCUCCCCAGUACCGCUAGGUAGUGUGCUCGCAUCUGAAAGGGGAUCUAUCGGACAAGAACCUGUUUCCGUCUCUGUGCCACCUUCUCCGCGCCAUGCCCACUCCGUGCGCCGCUUCCAGAUCUCCAGACCCAGUGCCUCAACUCCAGGCUCCCGCCCAGGCUCACGCGCAGGUAUUCAGAAACGCCGAGCUGAUGGUGCUUUACCUGGAAUAGCUGUUUUAGUGGAGCAACUUCAGCGCAAGCCGCAUUCGCGCCAAGCCUCUAUGAUCGCAGACCUGGUGCAUCAAGCAUCGGAAAGCCAAGAAAGUAUAAAGAUCAAGACUCCCGCCGAGGAGAUAGCACCGCAAGCGAAACCCAGAAAGCGGCCUGUCGUGAAUCAGGCUGAGAAGAAAUGGCGAGAGGAGCGGCAAGCCGCCAUCUCUGCUGCGAAAGAUCAUCUCUCAGAAACACUGGAGAAAUCUGCAAGGGCGAAGCAGAGCACUUGGGAUGAAGAGUCGGAACGCUUAGCCAAGGAAUUUGAGCAGGUUGCACUGGAUAUUGAACGCGACAUGGAUGUGGAACCCCGGAACUUCAAUGAUAACUUUGCCCCACCAUCACCCCAGCCGCGGGUACCGUUCAAACCACCGCAACCCUUGAAACACCAGCCGCGACCUCCAAAACAAUCUAGGAUUGUGCCAUCCCAGGCUUCACUCGCUGGUGAUGAGAUGAAAACCGACGUGGUCCCGAUCGUUAGUGACGAUGACGAUGACUACGUAUAUGAUGUCUACAUUCGACGCCCACUAGAGGAAAGUGACAGGCUCGCGAACCCACUUACUGAAAUUGAGUCUGAGCAGCAGCUCAAGGCAUUGAACUCGGGUGUUGGUGUCAUAGUAAUCACCGAGGAGGAUGAGCAGUACUGGGAGAAUUUCAUUGAAGAUGACGAGGAAGAAUGGGACAGUGAAGAUGCAGACUCAAAUGGUAGGCUUAUAUCUCUUCGAUGCUUUCAAAACACAUCACUGAUCAUGUCUUUCUCCCGAACAGCUGAAAAUAACCCUGCAAAUGAGUACCCCGAAGAAGAGCUAUCCUCGUCCGAUGAGGAAGAUGACCCUACAGCCAUCUAUAGAAAAUAUCGGAAUCGCGCCGCCUCAGAUGACGAAGAGUUUGGUUUUGAUUAUUCUGGGAGCGAGGGUGGUAGGUUCGGCCAGUGGCGUUCCGGUGGACAAAUGUAUUCGGAUGAUGAGAGUGAUUAG
Molecule: messenger RNA, 1638 nt
Organism: Penicillium longicatenatum
Lineage: Eukaryota; Fungi; Ascomycota; Eurotiomycetes; Eurotiales; Aspergillaceae
Exons: 2
Coding region: 1-1638 (545 amino acids)
Biological process (GO): protein import into nucleus
Cellular component (GO): cytoplasm
Source: RefSeq, a predicted model, not a curated record